AUGUAUUCACUGACAGUCAAGGUGAUUGGAAGUUCCCAGUUUAAAUCAAGCUGUAUUAGCUAUCUGCUGUUGACUCUUCUGUUUGGGAGUGGCAACAGCUUAACAAUGGAGAGAGAUUUUCAUGCUGGACUUAUGAACGCCACUGUGCAGUGUCAUAUGCCCAAAGCAUGUGACGUGCCUGGAUUCAAGGACUGGUUUAAAGUGGGCCUUCACUGUGUCAAAUACUUUAACAAUACUCUCAACUUCACUGAAGCCGAGUUCAGCUGUAUUGAUAGCACACGUGGUGCACAUCUGGCAUCAGUGCAUAAUGCCAGCGAUAAUAAUCACUUGCUCUGCAUUGUGAAAAAAUUUAAUCCAACAAAUCGGCGAGUCUGGAUUGGAGGCUUUCGACUUUUACAGAGUCAUAGAUUUCUGUGGCUUGAUGGAUCUGCAUGGAAUUAUGAUGAAUGGGUACCUGGUGAGCCCAACCACAACUUUACUAACGAGGAAUGUGUGGAGUUGAACUGGAAAGAACAUGGCAAGUGGAACGACAAAUCUUGUUUUGUCGAGAAGAGCUACAUCUGUGCCUUCGAGGCGAAGCGCAUUGUGAAAGAAGAGUAG
Molecule: messenger RNA, 600 nt
Organism: Danio aesculapii
Lineage: Eukaryota; Metazoa; Chordata; Actinopteri; Cypriniformes; Danionidae
Product: galactose-specific lectin nattectin-like
Exons: 6
Coding region: 1-600 (199 amino acids)
Molecular function (GO): signaling receptor activity
Source: RefSeq, a predicted model, not a curated record